GUCAGAAAGUGACAGAAGUCGAUUGUUGUGAGCCAUCAUGAAAAUUGGACUGGCAUUGCUUUGCUGUGAAUUAUUAACUUGAAAAUUAAAAUUUGAACAUCUUGUGAAGCGAAAAUAUUACGAUAAUUUUCACCAAUGAUGAAACGCUUUAUGUAAUUGUUCAUAAGUUUGUUAAUUACGAUCAAAAUAAAUGACGAAAGACAAACGUAAAAGAAUCUCAAGGAUGGUAAGCAAAUCGUUUCUGUGGGGCGUGAUUGCAGCAUCGCUCACCUGGGCUGUCAGCUUAUAUCUGUAUUGGAAUUUGAGCAGUGGUUCUGGUUCUGUAACUUCAACUCCUACCUUAGCCGCACUGCAACAAGGCUUGCGGCAAGACGACGAGAAUUCAUUGCCAGUUGUUGGACCAGUGGAACAGGUGGAUACUGUGGACAAGCAAGCAGUCUUCCAAAAUGGUCACCAGAACAAUCUUGAGGGACCAGAUUUGUUCGAAGGAAAAGUAGAAGAUGGGAAAAGUUUUAGCUUUUUCAAAGAGAAAUACAGAAGAUACCAAAAGGAACAGAAAUACAGAAAGAUAAGCCAUAAGCUAAUGGAUGAGCUGCAACCAAUAAUGCCCAAUGGAACGGAUGAAUUUGGAAUGGUGCGGAAUUCUGAAGAGCAGUUCAUCAGAGACGUCGGAUAUAGGAAACAUGCGUUUAAUGUGCUGGUCAGUAAUAAGAUCGGUUCGUUCCGGGAUGUACCCGAUACGAGACAUAAAUUGUGCCAAGAGCAAAGCUACGAUAAAGUGCUUCCAUCUGCAUCUAUUAUAAUGUGCUUCUAUAAUGAACACUUGGAGACGUUGAUUCGUUCGGUGAAUUCAGUUAUACGUCGAACUCCUUCCUAUCUAUUGAAGGAGAUUGUUUUGGUCGAUGACUGCAGUGAUUUGGACGAAUUGCGAGAUAAUUUGGAAGAUGAAUUGAGCGCUCUCAAGAGUAGCAAAGUAAGACUGAUAAAAAAUGCUGAACGAGAGGGACUGAUGCGAUCACGCGUUUAUGGAUCUCGGAAUGCUACAGGGGAUGUGUUGAUUUUCUUGGAUAGUCAUAUUGAGGUGAACGUGGAUUGGAUUGAACCGUUGUUGCAGCGGAUCAAAUUCAAUCGUACCAUUUUGGCUAUGCCGGUGAUUGACAUUAUUAACUCCGAUACAUUUGUUUACACGUCGAGCCCAUUGGUACGGGGAGGCUUCAAUUGGGGUUUACAUUUUAAGUGGGAUAACCUUCCGAAGGGUACUUUAGCACACGAAAGUGAUUUUGUUGGACCAUUCCAAUCGCCAACCAUGGCUGGAGGACUUUUUGCUGUGGACAGGCAGUAUUUUAAGGAUCUCGGUGAAUAUGACACAGGUAUGGAUGUAUGGGGAGGAGAGAAUCUCGAAAUCUCAUUCCGCACGUGGCAGUGCGGUGGAUCCAUCGAGUUGGUCCCUUGUUCGAGAAUUGGACAUGUUUUUCGUAAAAGACGGCCCUACGGAUCUCCUGACGGUUCGGAUACGAUGAUAAGGAAUUCGUUGCGUCUGUCGCGAGUGUGGAUGGAUGAUUAUAUUAAAUAUUUCUUUGAAAAUCAACCGCAAGCCAAGAAUGUUGAUGCUGGGGAUCUUUCCGAUCGCCAUGCUUUGAGGAAACGUCUGGACUGUAAGUCCUUCGAGUGGUACUUGAAGAACAUUUACCCUCAGUUGAAGCUUCCAGGAGAGAAGACUACCGAUAGCAACGUAUCCCAACCCAAAUUCCAACCGUGGCAUUCCAGAAAGCGCAACUACAUAAGCAGUUUUCAGAUUCGGCUGAGCAAUAGCAGUUUAUGUAUAACAACGGGAGAUGCAAAGGAGAAGAGUCUAUGGAAGAAAGGAUCUCAUUUGGUGCUGCAUCCUUGUUUGCGCGUAAAAGCGCAGACGUGGUACGAAACGGAACGGGCAGAACUGGUGCUCGGGCAGUUACUGUGCUUGGAAGCGCCUUCGAGUGCAACCAAAGGAUCACCGAUGCUCAACAAAUGCCACGAAAUGGGUGGCGAUCAGGCUUGGAAGCAUAGAAAGACGAAAGGAACUCCAGUCUACAACAUUGCGUCAGGCAGCUGCUUGGCCGUCACGGAAGCCCGAAAGGGCGCCCUUGUUGGUUUGGAUUUGUGCGUAAACUCGCCACGUAGCACCUGGGAUUUAGUGAUUUCCUAGUAGCGUGGAUGUUAGAAAGAAGGACGGUAUUCUCUUUGCCAGCUAUUUGUUGUGUAGUGUAGCUCGAAUAAUUCCAGAUCUUGAUAAAUAUAAGCAAUGUUUCUUUUUCUACAAA
This is a messenger RNA of Armigeres subalbatus, 2300 nucleotides long. It is a transcript of the gene Pgant35A, whose product is annotated as polypeptide N-acetylgalactosaminyltransferase 35A. The transcript has 4 exons. Lineage: Eukaryota; Metazoa; Arthropoda; Insecta; Diptera; Culicidae. The record is from RefSeq and is a predicted model, not a curated record. Gene Ontology annotation, cellular component: Golgi apparatus. Gene Ontology annotation, molecular function: Notch binding; polypeptide N-acetylgalactosaminyltransferase activity. Gene Ontology annotation, biological process: regulation of Notch signaling pathway; protein O-linked glycosylation. The coding region runs from base 191 to 2185 and encodes 664 amino acids.